This is a messenger RNA of Cygnus atratus (black swan), 11758 nucleotides long. RefSeq names its product synaptotagmin like 2 (gene SYTL2). The transcript has 23 exons. The coding region runs from base 4072 to 10680 and encodes 2202 amino acids. Lineage: Eukaryota; Metazoa; Chordata; Aves; Anseriformes; Anatidae. Gene Ontology annotation, molecular function: neurexin family protein binding; small GTPase binding. The record is from RefSeq and is a predicted model, not a curated record. Gene Ontology annotation, biological process: intracellular protein transport; exocytosis. Gene Ontology annotation, cellular component: plasma membrane; exocytic vesicle.
CCUGCUCUGAGGGGACUCGGCGCCGCCAUUGGCGCGGCGGCUGCCGGCCGGGGCCGCGUCGACUCUUGCCGCCGCCUCCCUCUCCUCAGACAAGCGGGGAAAGCGGCUGCCGGCAGGGGUGAGAGAACCUGGGCUGCUCCUGGCCGGAGGGCUGGGGUAAACCACGGGAAAAAGGCGCUGAGGUGCCCCGUUGGGGCUGCCUGGAGGGGUUUUGUGGGCGCCCAGCGGGGUCUGGAGUCAGAGCUUCGCUCCGAGCCUGAGGGGUUUCGCUGGCUGAGAGGAAGCGAGGUUUGUGGCUGGGGACUGGUGUGGAGAAGGGAAACCUUGUCCCUGUGCGCUGAGACCUCCUUGUGGCCAUGGGCGUGAUUCGAGGACUUCUCUGCAGGUGGAGAGACCUGGAUUAAAAAUGAAUCCCCCAGCAGAACUGAGCAGGGCUGGCAGCAUGAGGAUGGAAGUUAGGAGGGAAAGCUCAGUGACGUGGUGGCCCGACUGCAGGGAAGUAGACUUGGGUGCUUGUUCCUGCUCGCAAGGGUGCAACAUAACUUCAAUAAUCAUUCAGUUUAAUCCCCAGUAGCGCAGCCCCAGGGAGGGUUAAAAGUGAAGUCAAGGAAACCGUAGACUGUCAUAUCUUGGUAAACAAGGGGAUGUGAGUUUGAAUCCUCUUGGAUUUGGGUUUUGGGCUUCUUGGGAGUGUGUUGUAGGCAUUGGGCAGGAGAAAGUUCAUGCCUCGCAUUGCUCUCCUCUUCAAGAAUGAGCCACUCCUGCAAAACUAAAUACCCUUGUUCAGGGACAGGUUUUAUACUCACAAACUAAACUUUGGAUUUUUCUAACCGUACCUCCGAAACAAUUUCCAUCGCAGCCUUUCUCUCCCUCUUUCCUAUCCCUGUGCUGUUCAGCAGCCUUUCCGUGACAAAUCCCAUUCAGGCGGCGCAGUUUGACAUUGUGCCCCAUCCAGUGCAAUGGCAAGCUGCUACGGAACCUGCACCUCACCUCCCACGUGUAGCGACUUGAGCAAUUUAGCUCCCGCUCUGCCCUUCCAGGCUUCUCAUAUCGCAUUGCCAGCUGCCCAGAGCCGUCCUCCUGAGUGCUCUGUUUGGGGCUGCCUGCAGGCGCUCCAUGAAACUCGUACCAACCCGGGAAAAGACUGGCUUUUGCACGUGAUUGUUUGCACUGCCGGGCUGGGCUGUCUCAUGAGCGAAGCUUUCAUGGCUGAUAGACUUCCUGUUAUUCUGGCAAUUUAAUAUCUCUAUUAAGGAGGACUGACAUUGCUGCUGGCUGGUUUCAAAUUCUUAGCCAGAAGGAUUGAGGGAGCAGGUGGAAUAUUUAUGUUAUGCUGAUUUCCAGUGCACAGUGACGUUUUAGCUGGAUGAUGAGUGAUUUUCCUCUUAACAGGGAGCUACAGCAAGCUUUUUUAUGCAUCUGUAUAAAAACAAACAGCAAAAACCCCACUAAGCUUCCACCCUAGUGGAAGGUAUCUGUGCCCGUGGCAGGGGGGUUGGAACUAGAUGAUCUUUAAGGUUUAUUCCACCCCAAACCAUUCUGUGAUUCUAUUAAAAACUUCAUUGCAAAGCUGGAGUUGUUUUUUGUGAUUGAGGUGAGACCUGAUUCUGACUGUGUUCAGUUUGCGGACUGUAGGCUAACUUUUCUUUAGUCACUUACAGUUUUAACUUAUCUGUAAAUUUCUCCAGAGUGUUUUCUUCUUUUCCACCUCUUUCCUUAGCUCGCUUAUUGCUUCUCUGGCUGCAGGACUCCUAAAGACCGUUCUUUUUCUACUGGCACCUGAUUUCUAGUGGUGAGUGGAUUCUGUGCCUGUUUUCAGGCACGUGUGUCUUCCAGCGAGGACUGGAUUAACUGACGCAACCUUUCUUUAGUAGCCUUCAGAUUACAUCAAUUGUUAGGUUAAAACCAACUGGAGUCAUCUCGGUACUGGUGAGCAAGGCUUCCUGUUGCCUUGUGUCUGGACUUCCAGCUCACCCAAGCUGCCAGCGCUGGUGUGUUGGAGCAGUGAAGAAAUAGUCAGGAAGCCAAAUCCGCUUACAGUUAAGAGCCAGUAGGUUGCUUGAAACUGAAUUCCUUACGGCGUGAAGGUGAUGAAGAUGUUCUGCAGAACAGUGGUUGGGCCUUCAUGGGAUCGUAUUCCUGACAGAAUUAUACACUAUUAGUAGGAAAAUGUUGUGAGUAAAAGUCAAAUCUUGUAAAUUCAGCUGUAUUGCAGCCUGUGGCAUCUGUAGAUACCCUGACUUUCCUUCCCAAGGUGGGGACUGGUACAAAGGAAAGGGAAGUGAUUCAAACUUCAGUACAUGUCUUCUGGAAAUGCAUCCCUUCCUCCUGAGCCCGGGGUAGCAGGUCAGAAUGACGGAGCUAUUCUCCAGUAACUUACAGCUUCCAAAAGUUUUCAAGUGGUACCGUAAGGAUCCUGACUUUGCAAAUGUGGUACCUGACCCUGCAGUGAGGAGUGUUUGUUUUGGGGGAAAGAGUAUUUUGGUCAAAAAUCUGUCGGAGAAUUCCCAUUUGGGAGGAAUUUACAGAAAGAAUCUCUUAAAAUUGUUGCUUGUUGUUCUGAGUAGAAGUGAGAAGCGUUUGAGUGAUAAACACUUUUGUUACAGACAAGACAGAAUCCCGCAGAAAGAGGCGUUGCAGUCGCUGGAGAACACGCUCCCUACGUCUUGGGCUGGAGCACACAAAUCCCUCUGAUGCAUUCCCAGCCUCCUCCCAUCUCGCUGCUGCAACACGUUGCGUUUGGCAGCCUUCUGACGACUUCCUCAGGAUUUUUCCUCCGGGGCUUGUGAUGACUGCUGCCUUUCUGAUCUCCUGGAAGGAGGAAGGAGUCUUUGAAGACUCGGAGUGGGAAGAUAGGUGUGGAGGGCAAGGCACGCACAGCGUGGUAGGAGUGGAGUAGGGUCCAAAAGUUCAAUGGCUCGUCCUUAUGGGACGGCUCUUCUGCUCUCUUUGGUUGGUGACCUGCCAAAAAUGGUGUCCUAGAAAUGUGCUAACGAUAAAGAAACCAGCGUGGCAAGCUCGGGAGUUUUAGCUCAAGCGUUAGGGUGUUGUUGCUGGUUGCUGUGUUGUUGUUUUGUUGUUGGUUUUUGUUUGCUUGGUUUUCUGUUCCUGGAGUUUGGACAGUCUUUACACAAACAAACACCCAACUUCUAGCCCUUGUGAGGAGAGCUCAGGGAUGCAAUCCAAGUCUGUACUGGCAGAAAACGUGUGUGGAAAUAGCUUUGUGUGGGGCACUUUGUGCAGGGCGCUUUGCCCCAUGCCCUGAAUCAGGGCUGUGAGCAGCAGUGGGUUUUCCUCUGAGAUAUCUGACUCCUGCUGAUCUGUGUGUGGUAACCGUAUGCAUGGAUUUCCCCUGUGCUCCUGAAUAUAAUGGCAGUGCUUAUGACUGUGUGGCUUUGUUUUUGACUUUAAAUGGAUGCAUGCUAGGUGUUCUUGAUCUUAUUUUUUCUCCUUCCUUCCGAGUUGUUCUGCUGACUUAAAGGACAGCUUAAAAUGCACUUAUUUUCAAAUUUUGCCAUUUGGAUGGCGCUUGGUUCUGCGUUUCAGCGUGAGUCAGUAUAUUGAAGAGGAAUAUAUUGUUGUGACCACCUUGUUCAGGAGGCCUGUAAAACGAGUUUGACUUGAAGUGACCAUUUGAACUUCACAAAGUGGUUUAAUCACACUGAAAAACUCGUUUCUUUUAAUUAAAAAAACAUACGUAAACAACUUCCCUGAUGUUUACAGCUUGUUCUUCCUUGUCUCUUUUUUAGGGAAUGAUUAGGCUGCUCCUAAACACUGGAUGCGCUGGAUCAAUGACCUGUCACUCCAGCAGGCAGAGCUGAGAAGACAUCGUCGCGAUGGCGAGCAGCAAUGUGGCACCUUCCCCAAACUCUCUCGUCUAGGGAAGCAUGUGCUCACUCCACAGCAACAAAGCCAAAUCUGUGGCUUUUUAAAUCACAGACUGUAACGUGGUCCAGUUGUCUCAGUGCCUGCUGAAAAAGACCUUUCUAUACCCUUAAAAGGGACUGCAAGACUAGCCUCAGCAGGAUUUAAGAUCUUCCUGGACACUUAACCCUAUCCAAGCCCACCAAGAUGAUUGACCUAAGCUUCCUAACAGAGGAGGAGCAAGAGGCGAUAAUGAAGGUGCUGCAACGGGACGCAGAGCUAAAAAAAGCUGAAGAGGAGAGAGUCAGGCAUUUACCAGAGAAAGUCAAAGAUGAUGUUCAGCUAAAGAACAUGAGCGGACAGUGGUUUUAUGAAGCCAAGUCAAAGAGGCACAGAGAUAAGAUCCAUGGAGCAGAUAUUAUCAGAGCUUCCAUGCGAAGGAAGCCUUCCACUGUUGCUGAAGCGAGUCAGAGCAAAUCAAACAAAGCAAAGAACAGCUGGGUGAGCAAUGUUAAUAAAGAAGUCGUUGUGCCACCAGAACUCCAUGGCAUUGUGGAACAUCAGGAAGAAGAAGAACUGAAGUCUAGUUCAAGUUCUAAAACAGUAACUUCUGGAUUAGACAAACCAGAGGGAAGAUCUACGAAGGCAGCAGUCUCGCCAGUAAAGCAAAGGAGAAACCCAUUUAAUUCCACUGUAUCAGGUGAUAACUUGAGCAGUGGAGAAUCAGAAAACAGACCAGACAUUCUACCUCAGCUAUCAAAGAAGGAAAUUUUGUCACCUUCAAUAGAGAGCCAACCUAAAACAAACGUACUGAGUGAUGAAACUGAGACACCUAAGAAGCCUUCUGUAGAACCUACGGAUGAGUCACAGAAUGGACUGGUUAAGCGUCCUAUCCCAAAAGCUAGAAAAUUAGUUCACAAAAUAACAGAUCCUGUGCCACAAAGAGAAGACAUUGUUCCAAAACCAGCCAAACGGACCCAGGGGGUUAAUGGAACUGGUAUACCUCCUAGGGGCAUUCUCAAACGCAGUUCAAGUUCCAGUUCCACUGACUCAGAAGUUCGUGUUAAUCAGAUGUUAGAAGUUCAGAGUAAGAAUAGUAUUCCUACUAAAACUAUUUUUGAAGGAGAAGUUGAGAAGAACACUCUUACGGAGGAAGUGGAAGAGUCCGCACAAAUUUCACUGGAAAAAUUAAAACAAGUGAGGUUUUCAUCUAGCAUAGGAAAAAGGGAAUCUCUGCAAAGCCCACAGAUCCAUCACAGCAAAGAAACAGGAGAACUUGAUUUGUUAGAAUCUGGUGAAAUAAAGACUAGUGAAAAUGAUGCUGUUGGAACAGACUCACUUGGAAAUAAGCAAACUUCCACUGUAAAGCCUUUGGGAACCCAUUCGUCAUCUGUACAUGUGAAAACACAUAGUUUACAGGAAGAUAAGUCUGCAUCCAGUCCUUGUGACACUAAUGGGUCAGUCUUCCUGGUUAAUAAAACGUUCCAAACAAAGAUCGUUACUCCUAAGAAACUUGAAACUCCACAGAAGACCUCCACCAAUAUCCUAUCAAAUAGCAAUAAAGAAUUGAGUGUUGAUGAGACAUGUGAAAAUAAAUCCAACCAGUCCAUGAGCCGUGAAUCAAAGUCGCUCAAAAACUCUACUGAUGAACACUUGCUUUCUGCUGAGACAAAAGCACAUGAGGUAUCAAACACCAAUUCUGCAGCUCUUCAACAAGGUAAGCCCAAUCUUGUUGAGGAACGAGAUGCUAAACACACUUUCGAGCCUGACAGACAUGCUGACGAAUUUGUGAAAGUGGCCGAUGAAUCUGUAUCAAAAGUCUUAGACUGGUUUAAAAGAAGUUCUGGUACUGAAGAUAGGAAACCUGUAUCAGCCAGAUCCCAAGGCAGGGAACUCAAAGAAGUUGGCUUUUCAACUGGAACAACAGUUCUUCCUACAGAAUACAGUGGAACUAGCAUGGAUGGAAAACCAGAAGUUAUAGAAGAGUUACCAUCUGGAAGGGAUAAACAACUGAAUGCUAUUUCACCCACAACAAUUAUUUCAGAAGAUAAACAGAUGACAAAAGAGAGGAGGAGACCUAAGCAGGGGGACGAGAAUGAGGAGCAAAAUGACAAAUCACUAACCGAGCCUGACUGUACAAGAAUCGAAGAUAAAGAAUUGGGUCAAGAAAUCAAGCAACAAAAUCAAAAAUCACGUGUCUUGGAACAUCAUGAACACAAGCUACCAGCUCAGAAAUAUGAAUUGGAGAAGGCGAUAAGAGAAAAAAGAAGAAUAAGGGAGAUUAGAGCAUUUUGGGAAAGGGAUAAAACUAUCCCCAGUCACAGAGAGAAAGAAGUUGGUAUCAAUACUAAUGCGUCAGGUGGUGGUGCCUUGAAAGGUCUCAGAGAAAGUGACAAAAUAAAGCCAACUGCAGAACACCUACCUUAUGGACUGGAUGAUCAGAGCAAGAAUACAUUAAGAAGUGCUGAACUGAGAUAUGCAAUUGUGGCUUCAAAAAAUGAAUGUCAAAACUCUUUUGAGUUUGGACAAGGCCGUGAAGUUAGAAAACCAGAAAGAACACUUCCAGCUGACGGUGAAAUUCAUGAAUCCACAAAAUUGGCAAAAGCCAGUAACAUAAAGCCUAGAGUUUCUGCCACUUCAGCUUCCCCAGAAAUUAAAAAUAAAGAUGGGAAAGAAACAUUUAAAGGAAAAGUUGGUGCUUGUUCCCAACAGAAGCCCAGCUUCCAGGUUUUUUCUUUAAAAGAAAAAAUGAGUGAGAAGUCCAAAAAUCAAAUUUCAAAUUCUUCACAGUUUCAGAGUUUGAGAAACUUCUGGGAUGCUGGAGUUAAAUUACAGAGUAGCAUUGACAGGAGAGAUGUUUCUUUGCCAAAUAAUACUGUUAAUAAUAAUACUUCAAUAACCCACCAAAAAAAAUCAAAGGAAGAUAAGGGCAGAGAUAAUGUGAGCAAGCAAGUGUUAAUCCAACAUCAAACACAAGCCUCUGAGAGAGAAAAAACAGAGAAAUUAGAUUCUGUGAUAUGUGAACUGCCUCUAGGAUCUCUUACCUUAAAAGGUAUGAAGGUAACACACACACAAAACACAGACUCUGUCCAGUCAGUCAAAAAGCCAGUUAUCUCUCAACCCCAGGAACAGAUGGGUCUUCACAAGCACGAAGUUAAAGGACAUAUAGAAAAAAGUAUUGCUUCAUCAAAAGAACAUCCUCUCAGAGGAUCUCAGAAGAUGCAAGCUGGUUUGCAGAACCUGCUCAGAGAAACCUCUGUAUGUCAACCUUCUGAAUUAAGGGUAGGAAUGAAAGCAUCUGAAACAGUGAAUAAUAUAUCACAAACUAAUUGUAGUGGAGAAUCAAUAUGCCAACAAGAUACCAGUCAGUCUGAAGAGGUCAAUGAGACCGCAGAGAGGUCUGUUGCCCCAUCCAAGGUCAGUGCCUUGAGUUCAGCUUUAGAGAAACUGAUGAAGGAGGCCUCUGAAACACCACCUCCUAAACCAAAACGUGUGGACAGGACGUUACAGAAGACUGCUGAGAUACAAGUUAAAAGCACGACCUAUCAGCAUGAUGGAGAGUCACUGCAGGAAAUCAGUGAGUCCACAGAGAGGUCUGUAGCCCCAUCCAAAGUCAGUGGCUUGAGUUCAGCUUUAGAGAAGCUGCAGAAGGAGGCCUCUGAAACACCACCUCCUAAACCAAAGCGUGUGGACAACACAUUAUAUGGGACUGCAGAGAUGCAAGUUAAAAACAUGACCUAUCAGCGUGAUGGAGAGUCACUGCAGGAAAUCAGUGAGUCCAUAGAGAAGUCUGUAGCCCCAUCCAAAGUCAGUGGUUUGAGUUCAGCUUUAGAGAAGCUGCUGAAAGAGGCCUCUGAAACACCACCUCCUAAACCAAAACGUGUGGACAGCACAGUACAGAGGACUGCUGAGAUGCAAGUUAAAAACACGACCUAUCAGCAUGAUGGAGAGUCACUGCAGGAAAUCAAUGAGUCUAUAGAGAAGUCUGUAGCCCCACCCAAGGUCAGUGGUUUGAGCUCAGCUUUUGAGAAGCUGCUGAAGGAGGCCUCUGAAACACCACCUCCUAAACCAAAACGUGUGGACAACACAGUACAGAGGACUGCUGAGACGCAAGUUGAAAGAACUACCUAUCAGCAUGAUGGAGAGUCACUGCAGGAAAUCAGUGAGUCCAUAGAGAAGUCUGUAGCCCCAUCCAAAGUCAGUGGUUUGAGUUCAGCUUUAGAGAAGCUGCUGAAAGAGGCCUCUGAAACACCACCUCCUAAACCAAAACGUGUGGACAGGACGUUACAGAGGACUGCAGAGAUGCAAGUUAAAAACACGACCUAUCAGCAUGGUGGAGAGUCACUGCAGGAAAUCAGUGAGUCCAUAGAGAAGUCUGUAGCCCCACCCAAGGUCAGUGGCUUGAGUUCAGCUUUAGAGAAGCUGCUGAAGGAGGCUUCUGAAACCCCACCACCUAAACCAAAACGUGUGGACAGGACGUUACAGAGGACAGCUGAGGUGCAAGUUAAAAGUGUGACCUACCAACUCAAUGGAGUGUCAUUGCAGGAGAAGACCGGUGAGACCACAGAAACAUCUGCACUGUCCAAGGCUGAAUAUAAACUACUUGAUGUUAACUUGCAAAAAUUACUGAAAGAGGUCUCUGAAACACCAGCUUGUAUGCUGGAGAACAUGGAUGAAAAGAUGCAAGGUAAAACGUCAGCCAGUCAAAGUAUGUGUCGUCCUCCUCAAGAAGAGAGAGAUCACCCUCAAGAAAUAGAAGAAACGAUAGAAAAAUCUUCUGUUUCAAAUAUUGCAAAAUUCAGAGAUUUCAGUAGCUCAUUAGAAAAACUCCUUCAAGAAGCAUCUGAAGCUUCAUCUCCGGUAUCACGAGAGGUACAUAAACAAGAGAAGUCUAGGGAUCGUAUGUUUCCAUUACAAAAAGAGUCUCUGUUCACGACAAUGUCACAGCCUUAUCAUAAUGCUUUAACUACUUAUCAUACACAGAAGACAACUAUCAAGAGUGGAGCUCCUGAACAGAAUAUUGAGGCUUCAGUAGAUAUUGAAGCUUCUGACCUACUUAAAAGAAAUGGGGCUUUUAAUCAAAAAGAACAGAGAAACGUGCCUCCAAUAGAUCUCCUUCCCCUGGAAGGAGAGACUAAUACAGCUGUGAGCAAGACAUUCAAGGUAAAUGGCAUAGGAAGGACAGAUGAAAGCACAUCCUCGGAUGCCUCUGAAAAUAAUUUAGAAUUAAAAGAACUGUUGCAGUUGAGAAGAACAAGCACACCUCUUAAAGAUGAGAGCAAUUCCCCCCAGCCAGGAGGAGCUCGACUCUGCCUGGCCUUUCAGCAUGAGGAUAAUGAUGAAGAUGAUGGUGACAGCUCAAAUUUGGGAUCCAGGUUUUCAGAUGAAAACUCUGAUUCCUGUUCUGGAACCGGUAGUUCAACUCGUUCAGAAGAAUUAAAUCCUGUUUUGAUGGCUUUGAAAAGGAGUGCAGAUAGGAAAAUGCCUUCCAAAAGUCUAGAGGACAUUCCAUCAGCCACCUCAAAUAAAGGAAAAAUAAAUAUUCCAAAGGAAGAAUUAGCUCUUAGUGCUGAAGAUGGUCUGAAAACUGAUCAGGAUCAAGAGAGGAAUGAAAAUGCAGCAGGAAUCUCCACAGUGCCUCCGCAGCCUGAUAAGCUGUUUUCCAAUCCUGAAAAACUCAAAGGACUGAGCAAGUCAGUACCAUCGUUCCUGCAGGAAGAGAGUGAUGACAGAGAGACAGAUACAGCAUCAGAAAGCAGUUAUUCCCUUGGCAGAAUCAAGAAGAGUCCCAGCUCUCUAACCAAUCUUAGCGGUUCUUCUGGCAUGGCCUCCUUAUCCUCUGUGAGCGGAAGCUUAAUGAGUGUCUAUAGUGGAGACUUUGGCAAUGUUGACGUGAAGGGGAACAUUCAGUUUGCUAUUGAUUACGUAGAACAGCUGAACGAGCUCCACAUCUUUAUUUGCCAGUGUAAAGACUUGGCAGUGGCAGAUGUCAAGAGGCAACGUUCAGACCCGUAUGUGAAGACCUACCUGCUUCCAGAGAAAUACAAGCUGGGCAAACGGAAGACCUCUGUGAAAAAGAAAACUUUUAAUCCGGUCUAUAAUGAAAUACUGCGGUAUAAAAUUGAGAAGGAUCUACUGAAGAACCAAAGCCUUAAUAUCUCUGUCUGGCACAACGAUACCUUUGGGAGGAAUAGCUUCCUUGGUGAAGUAGAGCUGGAUUUAGGAACUUGGGACUGGAAUGAUAAAUCCAACAAGCAGAUCAACUGGUUUCCACUCAAGCCAAGGACUUCAACAAUGGCUCUGGAACUAGAAAACAGAGGGGAGAUGAAACUAGCCCUCAAGUAUGUUCCACAACCUGCUGGAGGAAAGAAGACUCUGUCCACUGGUGAGGUCCACAUCUGGGUGAAGGAAUGCCAUGACCUUCCUCUUCUGAGGGGCAACAGGCUCAACUCUUUUAUCAAGUGCACCAUUCUUCCAGAUACUAGCAGAAAAAGUCGCCAGAAAACAAGAACAGUGGCAAAAACUACAAACCCAGUAUUCAACCAUACCAUGGUCUAUGAUGGCUUUAGACCAGAAGAUUUGAAAGAAGCCUGCAUAGAACUCACAGUCUGGGAUCACAACAAACUAGCCAACCACUUUCUGGGAGGUCUCAGGAUAGGCCUUGGAACAGGCAGAAGCUAUGGAACUACAGUAGACUGGAUGGAUUCCACUUCAGAUGAAAGUGCCCUGUGGGAGAAGAUGAUGAACUUGCCAAACACAUGGGUAGAAGAUACGCUACCUCUGAGGAUGCUAAUGGUUGCAAAACUGACAAAAUAAGGUGGCUUUUGAAUUGCUAGUGUCAAAAAGACAACUUGGGAAUGAAAUUAAAAGGUGUGGGGGUGAAACUUGGAAGAGACACACAGCAGCUCUUUGAUAGUCUCUGUUCUGUUGCUAUUCUGUUCUCGUGCUGUCAAAUGUCACUGCAUAUUCCAAACUAAAAUUCUGCCCUCAGAUGAUUAUGUAAAUUUAAGGGCUUCUUUUAUUUCUUAUUCAGUGAAAAUGUAUUCAAGUAAGAACAUACUUAGAGAAUUCAGAGGUAGAGGUAGCUGUGAUACUUGAAUGCUUGUGUUGUCAAACUGAGGUGUUGCUGAUUCCUUAAAGCUAAAUUGCCAGGGGAAAAAAAAAAAAAGGAAAAGCAAGUAAAUUCUUUCUGUAUACUUGGAUUGUUUGUGAGAUGAUGUUAUUAGUAAGAUAGCAACAGGUUGCAUUUUGUUCAUGCUCAUUAGCACGUUUCUCUGGCUGAAUCCUCAUCAUGCUAUAUUGGAUCUCUCCAGCUAGGAAUACGAGUGUGCAGAUUUUUUUAAAGUCCCUUUGUCUGUAGUUACACAUUUCUAUGAUCUGAAAGUUGCUUCUGUAAUGAAAGAAGCACUACACGAAAUGGUACUGUUGAUGCCUUACUCUGCAAGGCAUAGAGGACUGUUAAUUCCAAUGUACUAUGAAAAGUUGGGGUUAUAAAGUUUGCUUCUAUAUUUGUUAAUUACCUUGCUAGUAUAUUGACGUUCCUUUUAAAUGCUGAAGUCACAGAGGUCAAACGUUUUCAUUCAAAUGCUAUUCCAAAGGAUCUAAACUUGCCAGUUUUACUAAUGACGAAUGUUGGGUAUUUAUUUUUGUAAAGUGUACUCAUUUUCUGUACCUAUACCUAUUAUUAGCUUGUAUUUUUGCAAAAGGUAAUUUAUCUGUUCUUCAGCGGCACCGUUAGGAGAACGCCGGGAUUAUGGUGGUCUGGGUUUAGAUAGCUUUGCAGCAUGUGAAAUGGAAUUUGUCACGUGUGGAAAUGCGUACCACUGAAGGAAGAUAAAUGCAUAAAUUACAAAAUGUAUUACUUUUUUUUUAAAUAAAAGCAGCCUUAUUAAAG